This is a messenger RNA of Falco peregrinus (peregrine falcon), 6598 nucleotides long. It is a transcript of the gene ADGRF5, whose product is annotated as adhesion G protein-coupled receptor F5. Gene Ontology annotation, cellular component: membrane. Gene Ontology annotation, biological process: G protein-coupled receptor signaling pathway; cell surface receptor signaling pathway. Gene Ontology annotation, molecular function: G protein-coupled receptor activity. NCBI's taxonomy places the organism in Eukaryota, Metazoa, Chordata, Aves, Falconiformes, Falconidae. The record is from RefSeq and is a predicted model, not a curated record. Bases 610 to 4578 code for a protein of 1322 amino acids. The transcript is spliced from 21 exons.
GACACAACAAACGGAGAAGGAAGAUCUGCCCUGCCCAUCCAGCACCGUGCUUUCAGGCUUGUGUUUUUUAGCUGCAACCCCACCCCGUUGCUGGUGGAGAAGGGAUCGGUUCCCACUGAUCGCAGGAAAGGGAGGUCACGGGCUUUGCUUGAUUAAAUCACCACAAGCCAAAAGGUGCUCUCUCUCUCGCUGACUGAGAACUGCUCGCAGGCUGUUUAAUUUGUUCCAAAAAGAAAAGCAAAACAAAAAACAAACACCGAACCCAACAACCAACAGCCUGCACGGAAAAGCAGGUGUGUCUCCAGCUCCUGGGAAAACAAAGGGCAGAGACUAAAGCAGAAGUUGACACUUGGAUGGGAAUUUACCUUCCCAGCACAGGAGGACAAGUUUGGAAGAAACUCGGUCACGACCAGCACUCGUUGUCUUACAGAUCAGUAUCCAGGUGAAGUCUCACCACAGAUAAACCUCUCGAAGAACCACCUUUGAGGAGAAACCCUGACAAAUCCCAGCUGGACACCCGUGUUGGUCACAUCAAGUGUAUUACUUGGCUGUUAGCUCAUUGCUGUCAUUUGUACAUUAACGAGGCUGUACAGAAAGUCACUGGGCAAAAUGCUGUCCCUGCUUACUGCAGGUCUGCACUGCCUGUUUCUGCUGGGCACAGCAUGGUGUCAAGCAUCGCAGGACUCAAACUUUGAGCCAUUCAUCCAAUAUGUGAUUGACAGUGCACUAGGAGAGGAAAGCUUCCACUCAGAGAUGCAAAGGCAGAAGCGAAACAUGCUUAUUUUUGACCUUCCCCCUGUGGAGUACACUGUUGACAUUGAAGUAAGCCUUAUGGAUUCCUCUUUUCUGGAGCAGGUCAAAGAGUAUUUAAAAAAACUUCAUCUUCUAGUUCCAACAAAUAUUUCAAAUGUCGAAAUGACAGUUUCAAACAUCAACGUUACAACAGUCUGUCUGCCCAGUGGUGAGAACAGUAGCUGUUGUUCUUGUGAAAAUGGAUAUGCCUGGCCAAGUGGGGUGUGCAGUGACUUGAUAACCUGUCCUCCUGUCAGCCCAGCACCUGACCUGCUCUGUGGCUACAUGAAGGAAAUGCCUUUCUACGGGCCUUACUGUGAGCCUGAGGUGGAAGGCUCAUGUGGUAUGGGAGAACCCAUCAUAAUGAAUAUGUCCGUCAGACUCGACAGAGACUUUUGUGAUGAUCUCAGGGACUCUUCUUCUGUAUUAUACAAAAACUACAAAGCUGACCUUGAAAAAGCGUUUAAUGCUAGCUACAGAUGUUUACCAGGCUUUGUAUCAGCAACAGUAACUGGUUUCAGGCCUGGAAGCAUUUUGGUGAACUACGAAGUAAAAGCAGGAGCAGCAAGCUUCGAACAGAUAGCAAAUUCAAACAAAAUUGUACCACAGUUUCUAGAUACAAGGUACCACCUAGACGAAGCUACCUUCACAACAGAAAUAAUUAAUCAGACAAUCUUCACUGUGACCCCUGCAGACUUUUUUGAAGGAGAUACAGUAAGACUAAUUUGUGAGGCAAAUUCAGCAUCUGAGAACGUGACCUGGUAUCACUUUGAUCAGAUCAUCUCAACCAGCUCCCGGUAUUCAACGGAGAGAAAAGUUUCAAGAAACUCGAAGUCAAUUCUUAAAAUUAGCAAUAUUACAAGGAAGGAUUCUGGUUCCUAUAGGUGCACUUUCAGAAACAGCGAUCCAUUUUACACGCUAAUAUACAAGGCCACAAAGACAAUAGCAGUCUCUCCGCUAAAUGUCACUUCAAACUUUAACGACAUCACUGUUAUAUGCAACAGUCCUGAAAUGCAGACGAACAGUCCUCUGCUGUCCUGUUGUAUUGACAGACACUUACCAUCACUUACUGGUGACUGGAAAGUAAACGGAGCAAUCAACAUUACAGGAGUCUCCAGUUUCAGUGGCAACUGCACUGAAUACAAGCUCAUUAUCAAUGAAUCGCUAUGCCCACCCGAGCAGUCAGGUACGGUGAUGACAUACACGUGUGAGCUGCACACCGGACACGGUGCCUGGCAUAGUCAAAACAUCAGAGUGACGUACCUCCGGGCAGCCCAUGUAACGAUAUCUUCAAGCAUCUCAUCAGUUUCUGAGGGAUAUAAAUUCAAUCUGACGUGUGAAAGUGAUGUGACCAAUUAUGAAAGUAUCAGUUGGAAAAUCUGGUCUGGAAGCAAGAUGAAAACAGUAGACUGUGAUACAUGCAUCAAAAAUACAAAAUUCCCAGCAACAUCUGUGCUCGAAGUGAAGAACGCCACACAGGACUGGAGCGGCACCUACAUCUGCACAUUCUCCCAGAAGUACUUGGAGAGUUCUGCCAAUGUGACAAUCAAGGUUAUUCCCUUGCCUUUGAAGCAGAACAUCCUGAUAGACCCCAUUGAAGCAUCUAUACAGUGCAAAGUGCAACAAGAUCUCCAGUGCUGCAUAAGUGCUAACACCAUGGAAGAUUAUUACACUGUUACAUUCGUGGUUCAACAAAAGGAAUUUCAAGUUGGGAAAAAGAGAAAAGGAAAUUUGUUGUGCUACAUGUACAGUUACACAGAAACAGAAUGCAACAAGGAGAAAGAGCUCACGGUGUAUUGCAAGUUUACUAACAGCAUUAAACAGACAGUCAACAGUGAAAAUAUAAGACUGCAGCUGAUACCUGACAAGGAAGUUUCCUGCUCAAACAGCUUGGGCAUUGGAAAAGAAGGGGCCACAUUAAAAAAGCCAUGCUGUGAUGUAGAUAAUCCAGAUAUUUUUACCCGAGGCAAUCAAGUUUACAAGUGCAUCAACAAAGUCUGGAAGUUUGAAAGGAAUAACUGCCUGUCUGAAGCAAUAAACAACCUGCUAACUAGUGCUGAGGCCUUGAUCAACAGUCCUGAGGCAAAAGCAAACCUACCUAACUACCUUGCAGAACUUAAUAAAAAGACAAGAGAGCAGCAAAACAAAACAAAAAGUUCUCCUGCAGACCUAGGUGCAAUCAUUACCAUCCUGGAUAUAGUCUCCUCCAUCCCAGCAGAUGCAAAGAUGCUCACUAUUCUCAAUUUUCUCUCCACAGUGGACUUUGUUGUUGCUGAUUCUGCAACUGAAGCUUGGGAAGACCUGAAUAAAGACAGCGUACUCAACAGUUCUUUGUUACUGCAGUCAGUAGAAAAUUUUUCCCUGCGCCUCCAACCAGUUAAUAAUACCAUUCCUUCUGUCUCUGCAAAUACCCUUCAGCUACAAGGUAUAGUUGUCACAGAAAAUACCAACACAGAUUAUAAUAAGAACUUCAGCAGUACAGAAAACCUCACAGUUAAUGUGCUCAUUAGUGAAACUGAAAUUCGGGCUCUAACACACAAUUCAACUGUUGUCAGUGUGGUGUACUCAAAGCUUGGACAUAUUUUGCCCCAGAAUGGGUCCGAGUAUGUGAAUGGUUUACUGAUAACAACAAUUAUGAGCAGCAACGGAAGCCAGAAGUUUGACAUUAAUAUGACCUUUGCAAAGAAAAACACAUCUCUAAAGAUGCCCCAGUGUGUCUUUUGGAACUUCACACUCAACGAACGUAAGGGGGGCUGGGAUACUCGUGGCUGCACAACCACAGAGCGAGGAGAUUAUGUCAUUUGCUCCUGCAAUCACUUGACAUCCUUCUCCAUUCUGAUGUCACCUGAUAAAUACUCCCAGGCAAUCUUUGAAGAUUAUAUUACCUACGUUGGCCUGGCCAUUUCAAUCUUGAGUUUGGUGGCCUGCAUUAUAAUUGAAUCCUUAGUCUGGAAAUAUGUGACAAACAACACAACCUCCUACAUGCGCCACGUCUGUAUACUCAACAUAGCUACAUCACUCCUGAUUGCUGACAUUUGGUUUGUUGUCACUGCCUCCAUCAAUGACCAAAACCAACGGAUGAGCGGAGGUAUCUGUUUUGUGGCCACCUUCUUCAUCCAUUUAUUCUACCUGUGUGUCUUCUUCUGGAUGCUCAGCCUGGGCCUCAUUCUUUUCUACAGACUGGUCUUCAUCUUACACAACACAAGUAAGACCGCCCAGAAAGCAGUGGCAUUCUGUCUGGGCUAUGGGUGCCCCUUUCUCAUUGCAGUCAUCACCCUUGUUGUCACAUUGCCAAGGAACAAUUACAUAAGAAAGGGUGUCUGCUGGCUCAACUGGAAGGAGAGCAAAGCUCUCUUGGCCUUCGUCAUACCUGCCCUGAUCAUUGUGGCCACAAAUUUGUUCAUCACUGCAGUUGUUAUAAUAAAAAUCCUAAGACCAACUAUCGGGGAUAGGUCAAACAGGCAGGAGAGGAACUCUUUGUUUCAAAUUGGCAAAAGUGUGGCCAUCUUGACACCACUGUUAGGCCUCACCUGGGGAUUUGGCCUUGCCACCGUCAUCAAAAACAGCCAUCAAGCUUUCCACAUCCUCUUUGCUCUGCUCAAUGCUUUGCAGGGAUUAUUCAUUUUGGUGUUUGGGACCCUCUGGGACAAGAAGAUACAAGAAGCCCUGCUGAAGAGGAAUUCAAUGUCCAAAUGGAGUUCACAGCAAACAAAGGGUUUAUUCAGAAGAACCUGUACAGGUAUUGCUAAAGAACUGGGAAGCAGACUUAAAAACCAGCAUGCUUAAGACCGAUGGGCACAUAACAUCAAAAGAAUUAAGGAGUCCAUUGGGGCUGAACUGUCAGCUCAGAGGAGCAGCACUGGCUCAAAUCACUCCAGCUUCCACAAACAUCACAGAAUUGCUGAAGUUGGAAAAUACCUCCAGAGAUCACCUAGUACCAGCCCCCACAACUCAGAGCAUGGUCAGCUAGAACUCAGAGGCAUGUUCAGUUGGGUUUUGAGUAGAUCCAAGGAUGGAGACUCCACAGUGUGUCUGUGCAGGCUUUUCCUGCAUUUGACCACCCUCACAGUGAAAAAGUUUCUUAAGCAGGAUUUCCUGUAUUUCUGUUUGUUCCCAGCACCUCUUGUCCUUUCACUGGGCACAAACAAUUAAAGCCUGGCUCUGUUCUCACUCCCACUGCCUCUUGUCCUUUUACUGGGCACCAAGGAGCAAAGCCUGGCUCUGUCUUUACUCCGUUCCAGUCCCAUGACCCCCAGCAUGCCCUGCCGUGUGGGAUUGUUCCUCCUCUGGGACAGGACUUGGCAUUUCCCUUUGCCAAACUUCAUAAGAUCCCUCCCAUCAUCCCACUUCUCCAGCCUGUUGAGGUCCCUCUGUAUGACAGCAGGCUCAUCUGAUCUAUCAGCCACUCCUUGCAGUUUUGUAGUAUCUGCAGACUUGCUGAGGGUGCGUUUUUCCCAUCAUCUACAACAUUAAUGAAGAUGUUAAACCAGCACUGGACCCAGCAGUGACCUCCCUGCAUGUCCCCUCCAGCAACCCGCCGACAGCCGGGAGGCAGCAGCUUGCAAUUAGCCAGGCAGAGCAGUGCUGUAAGUUUUAAGUGCCCCAAUCAUCUGUCACAUUCAGAUCUUGUGUCAGAAGGAGACGGUAAAGAUGUGGUUUCUGCUUCAUGGUUCUUCAUUUAGGAUCCCUAGAGUCGUCCACCUGGAUUUUUUAAACUGGUACUCCAAGCAUUCCAGUGUUUUCAGCAGGAGGAUUACACCUGGGAACCCAGGUCUGGGAACACUUCCUAAUAAAUUUUUAAAACACCUUGCCUUCUUUCUGGCUUGAAAAUUAUAUCUGCUAGAUGUCGUGCUAUUCUGACUUUGUGAAAAACUCCUUUUCUCCAGGAAACUGGGAGGAAGGCAGGAAUAACCGAUACAGCUAUCAUACAAUGGACACAUCCAGCAGAAUAAAGUGGAGAGAACAAGUUGUGAAGUCUUGGAUCCCAAUUCUGAAUUGCUUUUCAGACAAAAUCUCCUGUGCCAGACACUUCCAACUCUAGUUGACACUGUGGAAGCUACCCCAGGCAGUGGGAACUGGCAUAUUUCCUUGGCAGUUCUGCUGAUAAGGACUAAAUAAAGUAACAUCAAAGUCUUUGAGCAAACUUUUUAGAUGUGAUUAUUUUACCUUCUUCCACUACCACCUUAUGGUGUAGGUGACAAUGCAAAAAACUGCCUCAUUUCCCCAGCCAUAGUACAACUUAAUGAACGGAGAGGGACUGAACAGAAAAAGAUGUGCUCUCCAUACCACUUCUAAAAGCAUCUUUUGGAGGAAUCUCAUUAAAUUCUCAAACCACUCCAGAAGAGAAAAAGAAACUUCAUUUCAGCAGCAGCCUGGACUGCAGAGCUGUGUUCUGAUGCCCUCUAGUGUGUCAAGUCAAAUUUGCUUUUGAUUAUCUCAGGCUAUCGGCCUUCAAGGACCAUCCCCAAACAUAUAAAUCUUAGCUUUUCUGGCUACCUAAAUACUACCUCAUACUCCCUCAGAUAAGGGACCAGAACUCUGUGAUGCCUAAUGCAACAGACUCCAGAGCCUAAGCCAUCUUUCCUGGCCAACCAUUAGAGACGGGCUAUUUCUGUCCUGUAGCUUCUUUUAAAGUUGAUCUUCCUUCAUCACCAUCAUAAACAUGCAAAUGGGUCAACUUGAUGCCUCACCAACAUCUAACUUGUCCCUCACUGCAUUGCCUUCUCGUACCACUGAACACCAUUUUAUUGUAACCUUUUUUUCCCCCCUCCAUGUGGCUACAAAGACAGUUCUAGGCUUUUGACAA